Molecule: messenger RNA, 655 nt
Organism: Cynara cardunculus var. scolymus (artichoke)
Lineage: Eukaryota; Viridiplantae; Streptophyta; Magnoliopsida; Asterales; Asteraceae
Product: auxin-responsive protein SAUR71-like
Exons: 2
Coding region: 52-453 (133 amino acids)
Biological process (GO): response to auxin
Source: RefSeq, a predicted model, not a curated record
CACACAAACACACACUUGGCCCCUUCACCUCAACAAGCGACAGAAUAUACCAUGAAGAAGUUGAUUCGCCGCCUCUCUCGCGUCGCCGACUCAUCUCCCUACUCUCUCUUACGAUCGGAAACUCGUUCUUCACCUACCGUUGCACCUCGUCUCUGCCAAUCCUUCCGAUUAGCCAAAUCACGCCGCUCCGCCGCCGUACCAGAGGGACAUCUACCGGUCUAUGUCGGAGAAGAGAUGGAACGAUUCGUGGUGAGUGCAGACCUAUUAAACCACCCGAUUUUCAUCAAUUUGCUCAAUAAAUCUGCUCAAGAGUACGGUUACGAACAAAAAGGCGUCCUUCGGAUCCCUUGCCAUGUCCUCGUUUUCGAACGUGUUCUCGAAGCUUUACGAGCAGGAAAAGAAGCGUCUCACAACCUACAAGAGCUUAUUUCCGAUGAAUUCCUGAGAGUGUAGAAAACAAGGUUCUGGUACUUGACUUGAGAGUAGAAAGGAAGGAACAGGAGUGACACCGAAGACCGACGAUAAAAAAGGUGUGUUGGAGGUUCCUCUUUCGCUUGGACAGAGGCUACGGAAUGUGUCACGUCAUUGAGAAAGGUGCCCUUCCGACCGUUUUCUCUAAUUUCCGUGGCUCCAUGUCUCAGACUUCCGUAUUGCA